Symbiodinium natans is the source of this 390-nucleotide messenger RNA. The record is from the annotation of a GenBank genome assembly. Lineage: Eukaryota; Dinophyceae; Suessiales; Symbiodiniaceae.
AUGCACUUUGGCGAUCGCUUCAUCCAGUUCGGCCACUUCCGGAUGGGCGAAGUGGAUGCGAACCACUUCUCCAUCUCCCACAGCUCAGGUCAGACUGUGCAGAUCUUCCGUUCCGACGGGACCUUGCAUCCUGGGCCUCGGAGCAGCUGGGGCUUGUGGCACAGCUCCCGCCCCGUUCUGGAUGCGCCCUUGGGCAUCACCUUCGGGGAUCGCUUCGUGCAGAUCGGAAACUUCCGGGUCGGAGACGUGGACGGUCAACACUUCUCCGUCGCGCACGUGGGUGGCAAGACCAUGCAGAUUUUUCGGUCGGACGGGACCCUUCAUCCCGGCCCGCGCAGCGACUACACCACAGUGGGCCGCCCGAUGCUUGAGUGCAAGGUGGCGGAGUAG